Messenger RNA from Cuscuta campestris, 1721 nucleotides. NCBI's taxonomy places the organism in Eukaryota, Viridiplantae, Streptophyta, Magnoliopsida, Solanales, Convolvulaceae. The record is from the annotation of a GenBank genome assembly.
UGCAAAUUCCCUUAUAAAAACCCUCAAAUUUCAAUGGUUUCCCACAAUUCAGAGACAUUGGGGAAAAGAUUUACCCUACACUACAGGGGAGAACAAUGGAGAAGAUGUCACACAGUUCAAAUCGUUGUUGGCUUUUUCUUGUUAUUCUGCUCAUGUUGGCAACACUUUCUCAUCAAGCCUCAUCAAAACCUAAUAAUGUGUUAAAAACAGCCACUUUCCUAUCACCCAAGUUCGAACUCGAACCCGGAUCGGUCCUGAACAAGAACUACUACAACAUCGACUUCCCGAGAGGUCACAUCGCAUUGAAAAGGUUCCAUGCAGAAGUGGUAGAUGAAGCGGGAAACCCAGUCCCGCUUCACGAAACCUAUCUGCACCAUUGGGUUGUUGUGAGAUACUACGUCCGAAAAGACGUUGAGAAUCCGCCGAAUCACGGUUCGCACGGUCUGGGCUUUGAUCACCCGGAUUUGAUUUGGGCCGGGAACUCGGGCGUAUGCGGAAACAUGCUCACGCAAUAUUUUGGGCUCGGGUCCGAGACGAGGAAAACGGACACCCACGUUCCGGACCCGUACGGGAUCGAAGUCGGUAACGUCGAAGAGAUCCCGGAUGGAUAUGAGGAGGGAUGGUUACUUAACCUCCACGCAAUCGACACGCGCGGCGCGGUGGAUAGGUCGGGGUGCACGGAGUGUCGGUGCGGCCUUUACAAUGCGACCGUGGACGAGCACGGGAAGGCGAUAGAAGAAGAAUAUAUGGGAGGCUUGAGAUGUUGCGGUGACGGGACGAGGUGCAGGGUAAAACAGGGAUUUGAGAGUGGUAAAAAGAGAGGUUUAUAUCUGAAGUACAAUGUCACAUAUGUUGAAUGGGAUAGAUCCUCCAUCGUGCCCGUGAAGAUAUACAUAUUCGAUGUCACAGAUACAUGGAGUAAAAAGGACGACGCGGUAAAUGCGUCGUCCCGAGGACACAAUUGCAAGGUUGAGUAUGGUGUUGAAUCAUGUUCACCUAACAAUGGCAAUUUUGGGAAUUGCAUUCAUACCCAAAGUGCAAUUUCAAGUCUGCCCAAUGGUGGGGAUGUCAUUUAUGGGGUGUCCCACCAGCACACUGGAGGGGUGGGCUCUGCCCUAUAUGGAGAGGACGGACGCACACUAUGCUCCUCGUACCCAAUAUAUGGCAAGGGUAAUGAAGCGGGGAACGAAGAGGGCUACAUUGUGGGGAUGACGACCUGUUAUCCUCGGCCCGGUUCGGUUAAGAUUGCAAAGGGGGAAAGGCUAACCAUUGUGUCGAACUACAGCAGCAGCCAGUCCCACACCGGAGUCAUGGGGCUUUUCUACAUCUUGGUUGCCGAACCUCUGCACAAUUCCAAUUAUGCCCUUCAUGAGACAAGUGAGAGGGUGGGCCCAUGGAAUAGCAUUUUGGGACUUGUAGCUUUGUGUGGGGUUGCAGGGCUUAUUGCUGCUAUUGCUGUGAUGAUCAAAACAAGUUCCAAAAGAGAAGACGGUUAUGAACCUAUGUUUGCAUAAUUGUGCCGUGUUUGGCUGUAUAACAUAAUUGGCAUUUUGUGGGGAGUGCUUUUUGUUUUGGUGCCCUUAAUUAUGUGUGUAUGUCCUUACUCAUUUCUACUUCCGUCCCAAAAAAGAUGUUACCCUUCGUUAUUUAAAAAUUACAAGAGUCUUUAUUCAUUUGUAUAUUUUAUUGAUAAUUUGAUAAAAUAAAAUAUUCUUGUCCCU